AUCAAGUUUCGAUUUUCGAACCUCGUAUUCUUCGUCUGUUCACCUUAAAAGUGAAUUUAUAACAUAUUAAGCUACUUGACCCAAGAAAAGAAAAGUGUUAUAUAGAAUACAAAGCUUUGAUUAAAUACUAUAGAGUAUGUGAUUUAGUGACCAUAAAUAUAUAAGCUUAACUACUACCAAAUCAACACAUAUUGCAAUGGCUUUUCAAACCAAGAACCUUCACUUUGUCUUGGUUCCAUUAUUUGCUCAAGGACACAUGAUCCCAAUGAUAGACAUGGCAAGAAUCUUAGCAGAGAAAAGUGUGAUGGUGACUCUAGUCACAACACCUCAAAACACUUCAAGAUUUCACAACAUAAUUCAAAGAGCAACAAAAUUAGGCCUUCAACUUCACCUCCUUGAAAUCCCAUUUCCAUGUCAACAAGUUCAACUUCCAUUAGACUGCGAAAAUCUCGACGCUUUACCAUCAAGAAACCUACUCAGAAACUUCUACAAUGCACUUCACAUGCUUCAAGAGCCUUUAGAGAAUUACCUCAAAAACCAUACUUUUCCACCAAGUUGCAUUAUAUCAGAUAAAUGCAUCUCUUGGACAAUCUUAACAGCACAAAAGUUCAAUAUUCCAAGACUUGUUUUCCAUGGCAUGUCUUGUUUCUCAUUACUAAGCUCCUAUAACAUCAAACUACACAAUGCUCAUUGUUCCGUUGACUCCGACUCGGAUCCUUUUGUGAUUCCUGGAGUUAUGCCUCAAAGAAUUGAGAUAACAAGAGCACAACUUCCAGGAACAUUUUUUCCACUUCAUGAUCUUGAUGACUAUAGAAACAAAAUGCAUGAAGCUGAAAUGUCUUCUUAUGGAAUUGUUGUAAAUAGCUUUGAGGAAUUAGAACAAGGGUGUGCUAAAGAGUAUGAGAAAGUCAUGAACAAGAGAGUUUAUUGCAUAGGUCCAGUUUCUUUAUGCAAUAAAAAGAAUUUGGAUAAAUUUGAAAGAGGAAAUAAAUCUUCUAUUCAAGAGAAACAAUGCUUGGAAUGGCUUAACUUAAUGGAAACAAGGUCAGUUAUUUAUGUUUGUCUUGGUAGCUUAUGUAGGCUUGUUUCUUCACAAUUAAUAGAAAUUGGAUUAGGCUUAGAAUCAUCAAAUAGACCAUUUAUUUGGGUGGUUACAAAUAAUGGUGAAAAUUAUUUUGAGCUAGAAAAUUGGUUAAUAAAGGAAAAUUUUGAGGAAAGGGUUAAAGGGAGAGGACUUUUGAUUAAAGGAUGGGCACCACAAAUUUUAAUACUUUCUCAUCCUUCAAUUGGAGGAUUCUUGACACAUUGUGGAUGGAAUUCAACAAUUGAAGGUGUAUGCUUUGGGGUGCCAAUGAUUACAUGGCCUUUAUUUGCUGAACAAUUUUUAAAUGAAAAAUAUAUUGUGCAAGUAUUGAAGAUUGGAGUUAGAAUUGGUGUUGAGGUUCCAGUAAGGUUUGGUGAUGAAAAGAAAACUGGGGUGUUGGUGAAGAAAAGUAGAAUUGUUGAAGUUAUAGAGAUGUGUAUGGAAGGAGGUGUAGAGGGAGAAAAGAGGAGGUGUAGAGCAAAAGAACUUGGAAACAUGGCUACAAAGACUUUAGAGGUGGAUGAAGGUUCUUCUUACUUCAACAUUUCAUGCUUAAUUCAGGAUAUUAUAGAGCAUCAAUCUACUAAAAAGUAUUAGUAUAGUCUUUUUGAGUGAUCAACUUUGUUUUCUUAUAUUGAUGAGAGGAGUUUAGAUCUUUGUUGAAAAAAAGGAUAUCCAUUUUUUUCCCUAAUUUUCUUUAUAUAGCCAAUUGACUUUUUCUUUCUUCUAAUUUUGAAUGAAUGGUGGAGAUUUCGAUG
Messenger RNA from Medicago truncatula (barrel medic), 1842 nucleotides. RefSeq names its product UDP-glycosyltransferase 73D1. The record is from RefSeq and is a predicted model, not a curated record. NCBI's taxonomy places the organism in Eukaryota, Viridiplantae, Streptophyta, Magnoliopsida, Fabales, Fabaceae. Bases 197 to 1681 code for a protein of 494 amino acids. The transcript has a single exon. Gene Ontology annotation, molecular function: UDP-glucosyltransferase activity.